AUGGUUUUCUUUUCAGCUUUGAAAAACCUGUUUUCUCGAAGAGAUAAAAGAACGUCAAAUGCAUCUUCUUUGAGGAGCAAAAAGAAAAGUCUAUCGUUCAGUAACGGCAAUCAGCAACACAACAGCGACAAAUCUGCUAGCGAUAGUUCCGCCAAUUCAACGACAAACAGCUCUAGCAUCAAUGGACACAGCUUUCAAUUUAAAGACGGCAGACGAUAUCAUGGCAUUUCAGAGGUAUCCUAUGUGCUUCCUAACGACGAUGAUGAGGCUGAUCGAGUGCAUCAACAACAUUGGAUUCUUCGCUAUGCAUUGCAAAGCAAUUAUCGAGCACCAGUAACAGAUAUGUUAGAGAAAGGUAUCACUGUCCUUGACUCAGGCUGUGGUCCCGCUACUUGGGCAUUUGAGAUGGGAGAAGCUUGGCCCAACUCAACCUUUCACGGCAUUGAUGCAUCAUGCGUAUUCCCUGAAAACAUCAAGCCUGCAAAUGUCGAGUUUGUCCUGGGAAACAUUGCCAAAGAAAUCCCAUACCCUGACAAUACAUUUGACUAUAUUCAUCAGCGAUUACUGCUUCUAGGCCUGACCGACGACGAUUGGGACAAUGCAUUGAAACAGCUUUAUCGUGUCUUGAAACCAGGAGGCUACAUCGAGGUAGCAGAGCCCGAUUUACAAGAUUUGGAGAACAUGGGUCCAACCUUGAGAAAGUUACAGUAUACCAUGUCAGAUAUGCUCAACAGCCGAAAUAUGCCAAACAAGGCCGCAUGUGAGAUAGAGGAUCGUUUGAUCAAGGCUGGAUUUGUAAACACAAAUCUGAAAAUUACCCCAUUAAAAUUGAACCAUACUGACAAGACUGGUAAAUUACUUUGGGAAGAUUACAAACACGGGUACUUGAACCUGAGACCUGUGAUGGCUCAGAUCGUUCCUGAAUGGCAAGAUCCUGAGGUGUACGAACGUUUUGUUACCGCUUGUGGUAUAGAAGCAGAGCAGACCAAGGCCAAUGUCAAUUGGUACGCUUGUUAUGCACAAAAACCCGCUCUCUAA
Messenger RNA from Mucor velutinosus, 1038 nucleotides. RefSeq lists its product as uncharacterized. Gene Ontology annotation, molecular function: methyltransferase activity. The coding region runs from base 1 to 1038 and encodes 345 amino acids. The record is from RefSeq and is a predicted model, not a curated record. Lineage: Eukaryota; Fungi; Mucoromycota; Mucoromycetes; Mucorales; Mucoraceae. The transcript has 7 exons.